UUCAGUUCGCGGGGCACAGCGGGGGGCCUAGUUCAAGAUCGCUCAAUAUCAGCCAGUACAUGCUUAUGUAUACAUUACUUAGUGUUGCCUUGGCUCUGCUGCAAGCCAAUACGAGUUCAGCAUUUCCAUUCAACCCCCGAGAAUCUCAUCUGUUAACCAGGACUGAUCCAGAAAAGGCUCGUAGUAGAAUCAUCAUGACCGUGUCGGACGCCCCCAACGGUGAUCUGAUGAUGUGUCUACCGUACGAGUUACUCGAUGCGAUAUUCCAGUACCUCAGCCCAGCAGACCUAUGCAAGCUGGCAGUCUGCUGCCGUAGGUGGCGCUGUGCGCUCAACCAGGACCUUUGGUGGCGCCCUCUCUGUCGACGAAACGGUUGGGAGUACUACUACAGCACGCUGACAGACAUCAGCAAGGAAAUCCCGUACGAGCCGCAGCAAACAUGCGAUGGAAGCGAAGUCAACGGAAAGACAACCUUCCCGAUGGAUGCCAUCGUAAGAGAAGGGAAUCCAACGGGACUGCCCAGCACUUGCAAAUGGAAGGAGAUUUACCUGAAAGCGCGCCACCUAGAGGGCAACUUGGAGCACAAUCGCUGUCACGUGACCACUUUGAAGGUGUUUGGUGAUGACGACCUGCUGAUUCAUCACGCCAGACAGAGCGGACGUCCGCACGUUCGAUGCUCAGACGGUGACGGCGAUUUGUUCACCAUGAGUUUCUCAAACGGCACCAUCAAAGUUUGGGACGUUAGAAAAGGGAUCUGCGAGCGCGUCUUUUGGGCAGUUUUGAGUGGACGCGAAAACACCGUCAAGGUUCAAAAUGGCAUAGUGGUUGUUGGGUGCACUGAAGGGAUGCUCCGGGCAUUCAGUGUAAACAGCGGCCAAGAACUUCCUCCGAUGAAGGGACAUAAGAAGAUGGACAUUCAGUGCAUCUUCUUUGACGGUGACAUGGUUGUCAGUCAAGCUGUUUCCGAUGAUGACAUUCGUGUCUGGACCGUCAGUGACGGUAUUUGCCGGCACGUCUUAGCCAGUCCCGACUCGGAGUCCAGGCUUAAAGAUGUUGAUUAUCGGGGUAAGAUCGUGGCCGCUAUUUACUGUGAUAACCAACUCCGCGUCUGGCACGCGCGCAGUGGCAGGUGCGUGCACGCGUCGAAACAAACGGACCAUCUACAGUCUUUGAAACUCGGCUACGGCACUGUGGCAAGCCUGCACCAAGCACCAGAACGCACUUGGGUAGUUGUCCGAAGUGUCGAGACGGGGGAAUGUACGUCCAUCCCCGUCGAUGACUUCGAAAUGUCCGUAAGUCAUUUGUGGAUCCACAACUACUUCGUGAAUGGCGGGUUAUUCCUGCGCGCGCUGCCCCAUCGCAAUUACGAAGGGGUGUACCUGACGCGCAAUUGCGACGUGAAGUUUCUAGCCAAGUUUGGUCACCUGAAGACCGUCUUUUGCUUCCAUGGAAACAGAUGUGUUCUGGAGGAUAGAUACGACUACCAGAAUAAUGACUAUCACAUCUAUAAGGCCUGCACCGAUGGGCUGAAACUCUUAAGAAGCGCAAAUCAUGGGAAGGAUCAAAGCAAAAGCCUAACAGUCUGGAUGGAUGACACGAAAAUCAUAUUCCGGAAUCUAGAUGCGGACAUGAACUUGUUCGUCCAUCACUACUGGUAAUCACUGCAUGACUGCAUCGACCUCGUGACCGACGGGUACGAUCUUGCUGUCCCGUGACCCGUGUUUUUCCCACCACGCCUUGCGCGAGCUUGGAUGCAGGAGUGCGCAUGUGUAAUAGUCUGGUUCCCUGACCUGGCAAUUCCCCAGAAUGUUUUGGUCUGGGAACCAGACUACAUGCAUAAUUGGCCAUGACAUCGACAAGGGUGCACACCACUGAUCUCCACGUAACUUUUACAUGGAGAUCAGUGUUGUAAAUGUAGCAUUAUCUGAUAAAAAAUACUGUUGCAUGUGUGGUAGGCGGGAAUUAAGAUAAUUUUUUGUGAUAAUAAUUAAUUUGUAAUGGAUAGUCAAAAAUUAUACAGAUUUCUCACUAUUUCAUUACAUAGACCGCAGUGGCUUUCAAAUUGUCUUUAAAAGGUAAAUUAACAUUUUGUGUACAGUAGUGUACAGUAUUUAAAAUCUCUACACCAAGGAGUUGUACAGUUGUUUUCUAAUACCCUUCGUUUCAUAUUACAUCAGACAGUCCAAACACUUACUGCACAGCAUUCAAAUUGUAAAGGUUAUUAAUUUUGUACCAAACGACUCAACUCGAAAAUGGUCAAAGUCAAGGGAUAUCUCCAGAGGGGAGACAAAAAAAAGAGACUCCAUAAAGCAAGGCCAAACAGCUUUACUGACGUUAAAGAAAUGGAUUUAAACGCUUGGUCAGUUUCGAUUUCUCAAUCGACACUGAUUACGUUUUGGGGUUUCCUAUUCAAAUUGUGACCCAAGUUUGAUUCAUGGGGCUCCACCUUCAACACGGUUCAUUGCUUUACAGUUCUGUCUUUUGAAAUCGGCGGAGCCUUUGCGGCAAUAUAUAGUGGGCGGAUGACCGAUGUAGCCGGUCAUGUGAAAAAUUUUGGAUUCGCGUCAUAGGCUUUCAAUUAAUACUUUCUGACCAUGGUGUUUGUUAGGUUGUUUGGGUUUUUUCUGGGGGGGGGGGAGGAUAAAACCUCAAGAAAUUCGUCCUGUGUUAAUGCGCAAGGCCGAAGAAAAUAAGCAAGGCUCCUGUCCACAACAGUGGAAAAAAGUGACCGUGUGGUUCGGGGCGCCCAUCCAUCAAAUUUUGGGCCGAAAAGCGGCGGUGCUGAAUAGCGCCUGACUUCACCGUGCCUGUAUCAGCCUGAGGCGAAUUUAGAGGCUUUUCUCACUAAAAACAAAAGCGACAAAAGCUGGAGAAUUGAGAGAAAUGACCCGAAUUUUAUUUUGGACCCCGCCAUCAGCUAUGUUGAAGAUCCUGAAACAACAUAUCAUUGCAAUCAAACCCAAACGUGCCCGUCACAGGCCCAAUUCAAAAUGCUGUUGCCAAAUAUACACGUACCGUGCGUAUCGAUACCACAGCUUGCGCAACCAACUUCCCGACCGAGCCCAAACCAACAAAACCCUAAGGCCCAACUCAAUUCAUUACUUGAAAACAU
This is a messenger RNA of Patiria miniata (bat star), 3112 nucleotides long. RefSeq names its product F-box/WD repeat-containing protein 7-like. The record is from RefSeq and is a predicted model, not a curated record. Bases 60 to 1658 code for a protein of 532 amino acids. The transcript has 2 exons. Lineage: Eukaryota; Metazoa; Echinodermata; Asteroidea; Valvatida; Asterinidae. Gene Ontology annotation, molecular function: protein binding.